Messenger RNA from Magnusiomyces paraingens, 1833 nucleotides. RefSeq lists its product as uncharacterized. NCBI's taxonomy places the organism in Eukaryota, Fungi, Ascomycota, Dipodascomycetes, Dipodascales, Dipodascaceae. The coding region runs from base 1 to 1833 and encodes 610 amino acids. The transcript has a single exon. The record is from RefSeq and is a predicted model, not a curated record.
AUGUCUCAAGAAGAACUUCGUUAUCCCGUCUCAGGAAUCGCACCCUACAAGCCAAACUAUAAACUGCGCAAUGCGUACAGGAAUGAAGAGGGCCACAAGUAUCUGUCGCCAUUUGGUCACCCAUACAAUAUGAUUUUUGACCAGGAAAAUCAGACUCGUGUCUCUUACCCCACACUCAAGGAUAAGCAGAUUCUUGCACUGUCCUAUGCCAUUCGUCAAAAGCCUGAAUGGUGGAUCAAGUACAAGAACCCAGAAAUUGUUGCCAAAUGGCAAAAAGAAACCGUAGCUUCUAAAGAAGAAAGGGAUGAGUUUAUCCAACAAAACGGAAUGAAAGCUGUGGCAGAAAGCCCCAAAGUGUUACAGCCUCUUUUUGACUUUGUAAUUGCCGAGUUAGCAUGGUACGAAAAGCUUAAAGAUUCAACUGAUGGUCAGUUCCAAUUGGCUUACUCUGACUAUGUGUUUUUUGGAGACAAGGUUAUUCCCUCUGAUCUCAAAACCACUUUUAUUAAAGCAGCUAAAAAACUCGAAGAUAUCCCUGAUGAUUUGCGUGACUGGCAUCCUGGAUCUAACCAACAAGUUUGGGAUCUUAUCCACCCUUCAUUGUAUCCCUUACAAUACGGAAUCACCCCGGUAGUCAAAGAUUUGAAGAAUGAUCAUGUUGGAUUUGAAAUUAAUUACAAGGGGGGUUGUGUGCCAAUGCCAGAAUAUAAUUUUUGGCGAGACUCAAUCAAAAGUGAUGUGUCAACCUUCGGCAUUAGCAAGAGAUUCCAAUGGCUUCCUUCAAUAUUUAAUGUUGCGAAGGAUGGAAAAGUCACGAUUGAGUCAUACAUUAACAACCUUCACCCUGUUCACUACAAAGAUUUAUACCGGCCAAUUGCCGAUAUUUUUGCACGGUUUAUUCCUGGUAUUAAUGCUGCACUAUCACAAUACGCUUCCAAGGAACACAUUAGAGAUAAUCCAUUUACCCACGAAGAAGGUUUGUAUGGUCCUGAACCCGAAUUUGAUGAAAACGACCCUAACUAUGACGAAAAAUAUGACGAAUACAUUGAAAACCGGGUUCCUAUUGUAAAUGACCCCGUUUUUGAAAUGCCUUCUGGAGAACGAGUCAGUCAGAUUGAUGUUCAUGGUACCAAGCUUAAAGUUAUUGUCAAGAUGGCUAAUAUUCAGCUGACUCCUGAAAACCCAGAAUAUGCUGGUGGUACUUGGCAUGUCGAAGGAACCAUCAACGAAGACAUUGUAUGUUCAUGUCUGUACUACUACGAUGUCGAAAACAUUACAGACGAUUCCGAGCUCGAGUUUCGUGCCGCAACUGAUGCACCAAUUUACGAACAAUACGAUUCUGAUGGGGUCCUAGCUGUGUAUGGAUUGGAAAAUGGUGACUUAAAUACAUUUUACGUUGGUGGAGUGAAGACAAUCGAGGAUCGUUUGAUUGUUUUUCCCAACAUGCUUCAACACCACGUUAAGCCAUUUAAACUUCAGGACAAGACCAAGCCUGGUCACCGCAAAAUUUUGUGUUUCUUUGUGUGCGAUCCAUAUAAUGAUAAUGUUAUUUCGACUGAUCAAGUUCCGCCACAGCAGUCAAACUGGUGGUCAGAACAGGUAUUGAGCAACGAAGAAGAACUGAAGAAUAAUCAUUACACCAUUUUUGAUCAGCUUCCCACAGAAGUGUUGGAAGCCAUUUUUGACGAAGUUGAGUGGCCUAUGUCGCUCAAGAGAGCCAAAGAAGUGCGCGAAGAACUUAUGGAGGAACGCAGUAUUAAUAGUAAAAAAGAGGAAGAAUCAGAACCAGAUAGAAACCCGUUUUACCGACACUUUAGCUUGUGUGAGCAUUGA